GGUAUUUGUCAAGGCUCUUCAGGAACAGCUUCCUCUUCUUUUGAUGUAUUUGUCUGUGAUGGCCAAACAGCUUCUUUCUCCUACAAUUGCUUUCCCUCUCAGGUCCAUUCCCACAUCAUCAGCCACCUCAAGAGGGAGAUGCCAUCCGUCUUUGGCAAGGACAACAAGAAGAAACAGCUGAUCAACAAGCUGCCUGUCAUCUUUGCCAAGAUCCAGCUGGAGCAUCACAUUUCGCCUGGCGACUUCCCCGACUGCGACAAAAUGCAGGAGAUGCUGAUGGUCCACGACUUCACCAAGUUCCACGGGCUGAAGCCCCGCAUGGUGGAGGCCCUGGAUGAGUUGCUGACCCUCGACAUCGCCAAGCUGAUGCCCCUCUUGCGCCAGGAGGAGGUGGAAGUCCCCGAGCAGAUCGUCCAGGGGGGAGCCUUCGACGGCACCCGCAACGGGCCCUUCGUCGAGGGGGCCACCGAAGGCGCCUACGAGGGCAUGGAUGAGGACGAGUGGGUCGUGACCAAGGACAAGCCCAAGUACGACGAGAUCUUCUACAACCUCUCCCCAAUGGAUGGCAAGCUAAGCGGCACCAAGGCCAAGACCUGGAUGGUCACCACCAAGCUGCCCAACUCGGUUCUCGGCAAGAUCUGGAAGUUGAGCGACGUCGACCGGGAUGGCAUGUUGGAUGACGAGGAGUUCGCUCUGGCCAGCCACCUCAUCGAGGUCAAACUCGAAGGCCACGGCUUGCCCUCUGACCUGCCCCGCCAUCUUGUUCCCCCUUCCAAGCGUCGGCAGAAGGGCUCGGCUGAGUAAACCGCUUCCUGAGUUUGCUCCCCACGCCCCCCCCAAUCCUUCCUAAUCACCAGGCUUGAACUACUCCAGGAGGCGCUGGGCCUUCUCCAAUUUUCCUUGAAGCAAACUUCCAGGCUUGAUUUCCUGACGAAGGCCUCGCCUAGCAGCCGAGCACAGCAUAGGAACCCUGCUUUCUGCUCUUCUCUUCAAGCGAGGCUUCCGGCUCAAACUUCUCCAUCCCUUCUGGGUUUUCUUAAGCGACUCCUGUCCACCUCAAAAAAAAAAGCCUCAUUUCCUCAUGCAGAAUUAAACCGGUUGAACCCACAAUGUCAACGAUCUACAGUAUCUACAGCGUUAGACUUCUCACAAGAGCCUUUCUUCCCAGAAACCAAACUCAACUUCAUUGGCUUCCUGAACCAGCUAAAAAUAUGACUUCCUCCACGCCUAGUUCCAACUGUUCCUUUAGGCCAAAGUCUAGCCCACCUCAGACCCAUCUUAAGGUUUUACUUCUCUUCGUAGUCCAUGGCCAGAUCUGCUAUCAACCUAUGCUUCAGGUGGACUGAACCUUCUAGCUUUCUUUAUCUUUGGUCUCCCUAGAAAUGGUCAACAUCUUUCCGUCUUUGCACCUUUUGUCUACAACCCCCUUUGCUGAUUGCUUCUCCCAUGACUAGUUAUGGAUGGAUGGAUGAAAGGAAGGAAAGAAGGAAGGAAGGACAGAUAAAGGGGGGAGCAGAAAUAGGUGACUGGAAGCAGUCCAUCAAAACCCCAAACAACGUUGACCCCAAAAACCAUGGUUGAAGGUGGAUCUGAAAUGAUCAUAGAUGGAUCCUCGAAAUGUUUCCCUUUAGAAGCAGAGGGAUAGCAGAGAUAGAGAUGGAAUGAGAUCCUUCUGGCUUAAAGCAGGGGUGUUCCAUACUCUUCCCCUCUCUCUUUCUUCUGUUGGCAGAAGAGACUUAAUCGUAGAAGACCUUUCUCAAAGCAAGAACAGGCGGUGAGAAGACUACCCUCCGAGGACACCAUGGAGAUUGAGGCCCAGAACGAGGCCCAGUGUUAGAGAAAUUCAUACAUCAGGUCUGUGGAGGUUUCCUCUUUCGAACUUGUACAACGAAAGU
Notechis scutatus (mainland tiger snake) is the source of this 1895-nucleotide messenger RNA. NCBI's taxonomy places the organism in Eukaryota, Metazoa, Chordata, Lepidosauria, Squamata, Elapidae. The record is from RefSeq and is a predicted model, not a curated record.